GCUAGCUUGGCCCUUGCAUUUGGAUGAUCUCAUUUCCUAUAAGUAGGAGAGGGAGCCUCCUCCCACUCGCAGCAACACAUUAUUAUUAGUCUUCUCUAGCUAGUAUCUCACUCCUUGCUUGCAUCACACCCCGUGCAUUCAUAUACUAGAGCCCAAGCCUAGCGUAGGUCGCUGGUGGCCAGAGAGACCAAAUAAUAAAAAGCUAGCAGCAGGCAAGCAGCCAGACGAUCGAAACGACAUCACAUCAUCGAUCAUCCCCCAUCGAUUUCCAACCUCCAGCAGUCUGUGCCCCAUCUACCGAUCGAUCCAUCCAUCCCUCAAGGAUCGGACAUGGAAGACGGCCGGCUGAUGAGCCCCGAGCGGCAGGCGGCGGCGGAGCCUGUGCGGUCGCGGUGGACGCCCAAGCCGGAGCAGAUACUCAUCCUCGAGUCCAUCUUCAACAGCGGGAUGGUGAACCCGCCCAAGGACGAGACCGUCCGCAUCCGCAAGCUGCUCGAGCGCUUCGGCGCCGUCGGCGACGCCAACGUCUUCUACUGGUUCCAGAACCGCCGCUCCCGCUCGCGCCGGCGCCAGCGCCAGCUGCAGCUGCAGGCGCAGGCGCAGGCGCAGGCGCAGGCGGCAGGCUCCUCGUCCUCGUCGGGAUCGCCGCCCCCCACGAGCGCCGCUGGCCUCGCGCCGGCCUCGUCGUUCGCGCACGGCGCAGCGUACGGCUCGUCGUCCGCCUCCGCGUCGUGGCAGGGGAUGAUGGGGGACCUGGACUGCGGGGGCGGUGACGACCUGUUCGCCAUAUCGCGGCAGAUGGGCUAUGCGGACGGCGGUGGCUCCGGCUCGGCCAGAGCCGGCAGCAGCAGCUUGCGGCAGCAGCAGCUUUACUACUCGUGCCAGUCUGCAGGGAGCUUGACGACGAUGUCGGUGUUCAUCAAUGGCGUGGCGACGGAGGUUCCCCGGGGCCCGAUCGACUUGCGGUCCAUGUUCGGGCAGGACGUGAUGCUGGUCCACUCCACCAGCGGCAUCCUCCCCGUCAACGAGUAUGGAAUCCUCAUGCAGAGUCUGCAGAUGGGCGAGAGCUACUUCUUGGUCACGAGGGGCUAGCGCUAGCGCUACUACUACUGACGCAUGCACAUUCUUGGAUGCUAUAUAUCCGGAGAUACUAGAUGCAUGCAUGCAAGCAUACUGCGCAAGUUAAGUGCUGCCGCCAGUGAUGAUCCGCUAGACGAUCAGGAUCAGGAGGGUGCAAGCUACCUAAGUAUACCUAGGAUGAUAUGAGCUACCAUCCAGCUGUUGACAUGGAACCGAUAAUCCAGACAUAUGUACGAGCUAGCUAGUGUGAUGGAAGGCGAUCGAGGAAUUAAUAUUAAUUCAGGCAUGCAUGAAUAUAAUGAUACGGGCAGUACUACUCUAUUACUAUAAUAUAUACGCAUGCACAUUUCCAUCCGUGCAUCUAGCAUAUAUAUACUCCUGUAACCAAUCAUACUAUAUACACUAUGAGGUCGUCAUUGCAAACAACAUUUAGGGGAUC
Panicum virgatum (switchgrass) is the source of this 1519-nucleotide messenger RNA. Its product is annotated as WUSCHEL-related homeobox 11-like. The record is from RefSeq and is a predicted model, not a curated record. The transcript is spliced from 3 exons. Lineage: Eukaryota; Viridiplantae; Streptophyta; Magnoliopsida; Poales; Poaceae. Bases 331 to 1092 code for a protein of 253 amino acids. Gene Ontology annotation, biological process: adventitious root development. Gene Ontology annotation, molecular function: DNA binding; DNA-binding transcription factor activity.